AUGAGAAAACGGACGAACACGUUGACGUCUAGUGAGUGCAAUAAAAUACAUGAUCGGUGGAAGUGCAAAUCGGCUGAAGCAAAAAUCGAAGAGGCAAUCCACAUGAUAAAAAAUGCCACCAUUAGCAAGCCACAGACGACCGGCAAUUCUGUUCUAAAGGAGCCUAGUUAUUUUUAUAAACCUAGAUUGUAG
Messenger RNA from Cotesia congregata, 192 nucleotides. The record is from the annotation of a GenBank genome assembly. NCBI's taxonomy places the organism in Eukaryota, Metazoa, Arthropoda, Insecta, Hymenoptera, Braconidae.